This is a messenger RNA of Cricetulus griseus (Chinese hamster), 1022 nucleotides long. The record is from RefSeq and is a predicted model, not a curated record. Lineage: Eukaryota; Metazoa; Chordata; Mammalia; Rodentia; Cricetidae.
GGAGCGAGAGAGAGACCCCCCAAGUGUUUCCGGGUCUGGUUAGCAACUCCGAGGGGAAAAUGCGUCACCGUUUAGACUUAACAGGUGCCUGGCUCAAGGUGUCUCUUAACGUAUCCCCUCAGGUCUUAGAAAGAACUGGCAGUAAUAAGUGCAGAACAUGGGGCACACGCCACCUCCCGCCUUUAAAACAAGCCGUGAGAGGCAGGGCCUGGGCUGGGAGUAGCCGGCAACAAUAUCCUUCCGCGAGCUCCGAGAAUGGAGUCCGGGUCCUUUUAGACGGUCCGCCAAGGGGUGGGAUGUAGGGCGGAAGUUAUGGCGCCGGGCCGAAGUCACGCUGCUGAAGGGCGGAAGUGGGGUCCCGAAGUCUGCAAAGAUGGCUCAGGAAGAGGAAGAUGUUAGAGAUUACAAUUUGACGGAGGAGCAGAAGGCGAUCAAGGACAAGUAUCCUCCAGUCAAUCGAAAGUACGAAUACUUGGACCAUACAGCUGAUGUCCAGUUACAUGCAUGGGGAGAUACUCUGGAGGAAGCAUUUGAACAGUGUGCCAUGGCCAUGUUUGGUUACAUGACAGAUACUGGAACUGUGGAACCCCUUCAAACAGUAGAAGUAGAAACCCAGGGAGAUGACCUGCAGUCUCUACUGUUCCACUUUUUGGAUGAGUGGCUUUACAAGUUCAGUGCUGAUGAAUACUUCAUACCCCGGGAAGUGAAAGUACUUAAUAUUGAUCAAAAAAACUUCAAGUUACGGUCAAUUGGGUGGGGAGAAGAAUUUUCAUUGUCCAAGCAUCCUCAGGGAACAGAAGUCAAAGCAAUAACAUACUCAGCAAUGCAGGUCUACAAUGAAGAGAAGCCAGAAGUGUUUGUGAUCAUUGACAUUUAAGAUACCAAGAAGGAAUGAAGGAAGGAAGGAAGAGACACUUGGGGACUGGAGAGAACCUGGUUCAAUUCCCAGCAACCACAUGACAGCUCACAACUGUCUCUAACUCUUAUUCCAAGGGAUCCGAUGCCCUCAUGCAGACAUUCAU